CAGUCAGACCAUCUGUGGUACUGUGAGUUGUGUAAGGAUGGCGGUGACUUGCUGCUGUGUGACACGUGUCCCAAGUCUUACCAUAAGGAGUGUCUCAAGUUGGAGAUCGUGCCUGACGGAGAGUGGAGUUGUCCUGUCUGUGUAAGUCUGUCUGUCUGUGUAUUUACCUCUACGCGUACGGGGGAGGGCUUGCCAGAGAAAGGUGACUCGUCUGAGGAAGAUUUCCAUGAGACAUUUUGCAGGUUCUGCAAGGACGGUGGUGAUGUCGUCCUGUGUGACUUCUGCCCACUGGUGUACCACAUGUCCUGUCUCCACCCCCCGAUGAAGAAUCUGCCAGAGGGAGAUUGGAAGUGCCCCAUUUGUGUGAUGAACCCACCGAAAGCCAAAGUGAAGCAAGUGUUGACGUGGAGGUGGAAGCAUCAGCCGAAGGAUGCAGAUGAACUGGACCACACACACUCACCACAGAAGCAGCCCGCUCGUAACGAGAAAGAGUUAUUCGUGAAGUUUGAGUAUCAUUCCUAUUGGGAUUGUUCGUGGAUCGCUGAGAUCGAACUGGAAGUGCACCAGCCAAUCACGCACUGCAACUUCAAACGGAAGUUUGACAUGAACGAGCCGCCCGCCCUUGAGGACGGCAGCAGUUUCGGGAGGCCGAGGCACAAGAAUGCAUCUUCGGAGGACGACCCACACAACCUGGAAGAGAGGUUCUACAGAUACGGAAUCAAGCCGGAGUGGCUUCAGAUACAUCGCAUCAUCACACAUGAGUUAAACAAAGAUCGGAGGUACCUCGUGAAGUGGAAAGACUUGCCAUACUCGGAGUGCACCUGGGAGUACCCCGGAGAACUGCCCAAGGGAUUGGAGGGCUUUGAGAAGUACAUUGAAAUCUAUUGGGACAGAAGGUUUGUCAUGAUUACAAAACAAAAAUUGGCAAAGGACGACCGAAAGUUUGAGCCGCCGAAGAAGUCACUGCUGCGUAAGAAACUUGAGAAGCAGGCACCAUACUUUGAUGAGUGUGGAGGGAACUUGCACCCCUACCAACUGGAGGGCUUGAACUGGUUGAGGUUCUCGUGGUCGCAGGGCACCAACACCAUCCUCGCUGACGAGAUGGGGCUCGGUAAGACAGUGCAGGCCAUUGCAUUCCUCUACACACUCUACAAAGAGGGCUACAUCACAAACAAACCAUUCCUCGUAAGUGCCCCCUUGUCCACCGUGCCGAACUGGGAGAGAGAGUUUGAGUUCUGGGCACCUGAACUCUACGUGGUCACCUACACGGGGGUCAAGGAAAACAGGGUUGUACUCAGAGAGCAGGAGUUCAGUUACAAGGAGGGGGCCUUCGCAAGCACCUCGAAACCCUGCAAGUUGAAGGACGGACACAAGCCAAAGUUUGACGUACUUCUAACCUCGUACGAAUUCAUCCACAUGGACUUCACGACCCUGUCGUCCAUCGAGUGGGGCGUCCUCAUCAUCGAUGAAGCCCACAGGCUCAAGAACAAUCAAUCCUUGUUUUUCAGAACGAUGGCGGACUACAAGAUAAACUACAAACUCCUACUGACUGGCACUCCACUCCAGAACAACCUCGAGGAACUCUUCAAUCUUCUGCACUUUCUGGAGCCUGAGAAAUUUGCGAACAUGGAUGAGUUCUUGAGUGAAUUUUCAGAGAUCUCAAAGGACGAGCAGGUGCUGAAGUUGCACGAACUGCUUGCCCCGCACAUGCUCAGAAGAAUGAAGAUGGAUGUACUCAAGGAUAUCCCAUCCAAAAGUGAAUUCAUCGUUCGUAUCGAACUGUCUGCAAUGCAAAAAAAGUACUACAAACACAUCCUGACGAAGAACUACGAGGCCCUGAACGCCAAGGGCUACAGCAACCAGACCUCCCUCAUCAACAUCAUGAUGGAUCUCAGGAAGUGCUGCAACCAUCCUUAUCUCUUUCCAGGAGCCGAGAAGGACGCUCCACUGACCAUGAUGGGGAUGUAUGAGGGGACGAGCAUGACGAAGGCCAGUGGCAAGCUGGAGAUGUUGGAUAAGAUGUUGAAGAGGCUGAAGAGGGAUGGACAUAGAGUACUCAUCUUUUCACAGAUGACCCGGAUGUUGGAUAUCAUGGAGGACUUCCUGACCGCAUUCAACUAUGGCUACGAGAGGAUUGAUGGCAGCAUAUCUGGAAACAAGAGGCAGGAGUCCAUCGAUCGGUUCAAUUCUCCUGAAUCGAGCAACUUCGUCUUCCUACUGUCGACCAGAGCCGGAGGGCUGGGUAUCAACCUGGCCACUGCCGACACGGUCAUCAUCUACGACAUGGAUUGGAACCCUCAUAACGAUAUUCAGGCAUUCAGCCGAGCGCACAGGAUCGGCCAGAAGAACAAGGUGAUGAUUUACAGAUUUGUGACGAGGAACACAGUGGAGGAGAAAAUAGCGCAGGUCUGCAAGCAGAAGAUGAUGCUGUCCGAGUUGAUUGUGCACAGAGGCAUGGGAGGAGGCAGCCUGCAGACCAGCGAGAAAACUGACUCCCUCACCAAACAGGAGAUCAGUGACAUCCUCAAGUACGGAGCCGAGAACUUGUUCAGAGAUGAUGAGGAAGGCCAAGUGGUAUACAGCGACGAAGCCAUAGAGAAGUUGCUCGAUCGAUCGAUUGAAACUGUGGUAGAGAAAGAAAAGGAAUUCGGGAUGAAUGAAUACCUGAGGUCAUUCAAGGUGGCCAGCUAUCAAGUCAAGGAGGGGGUCGACGAUGAGGAGGAGAACGAGGACAAUGCAGACAACAACGACGAUUCCUCGCAGCAGACCGGCGCCGACGACCGCAUGGAUGCAGAGACAGACAUGCAGUACUGGCAGAGAGUCCUGGGGCCAGCCUACAACGAACACAUGAUCCAGACUCUGAAGGAACAGGAGGAGCUGGCCAACAAGCUGGGCAAGGGCAAGAGGAUCAGGAAGCACAUCAACUAUGCCGAGAAGGAGAUGAUGGAUGCUGCCGAGGCUCUUUCUAAAGUUGAGGCUCGCAAGAGGAUCGUGAUGGAGGAGGAUGUCACCUUCCAGUCCGACUACGAACCAUCCUCUACAUCCGACGAAGAGGGUGGUUCAGGCAAAGAGGAAGAUGGCAGUGAGGG
Helobdella robusta is the source of this 3089-nucleotide messenger RNA. RefSeq lists its product as hypothetical. The record is from RefSeq and is a predicted model, not a curated record. Gene Ontology annotation, cellular component: nucleus; chromatin. Gene Ontology annotation, molecular function: histone binding; ATP-dependent chromatin remodeler activity; chromatin binding. Gene Ontology annotation, biological process: chromatin remodeling; negative regulation of transcription by RNA polymerase II. NCBI's taxonomy places the organism in Eukaryota, Metazoa, Annelida, Clitellata, Rhynchobdellida, Glossiphoniidae. The annotation marks the transcript as partial. The transcript is spliced from 21 exons.